UACCAAUUAUUAGCAUUACUAGUAUGACUUUAGAAAUGAUGGCACGGAAGGGUGGGUGAAAACAUACUGCAACAAUGUAAUGGUAGAAGAGGAAAGUCCAGGCCUCAAACUUGUUCUUGUUUCUUCCAGAUUAAAGAAUGCCUCAUCGGUUAUAUCCGCGGCUCAGAGUGAUGUACUCUGUAUACACUACAAAUUUGACUCAUGUUCAACCCAGUCUAUUCUUGACAUGAUAGAAGAGCGGGCAGCAGAGAAGCAGUUCACGUCACUAGGACUCGUAAUGCACUCCCAAGGAGGAGGGUUAGUGAUAUGUGGCGGAAAGGACAGGGAGAAGAUACUGACAGCUAAUAAAGUGGAGUCAGGGGACAAUGAGGAGUGGCAACUCUUCUCUACUCUUAUCUCUAAAUAUAUCAGUUCGGGUGGCAGGCUGGAUAUAAUCGCCACCUCGCUGGUGAAGCACCAAGAAGGAAUAGCUCUGCUUGACAAAAUAAAACAGUCGCUUCCCAUAAACGUUCAGGGCUGGCCUUCUUUUGUUGAAGACGAAAAUGGAAUAUUGAAUGCUAUGUAUUUUGAUCCACUGAAACUUCAACAUGAGACGGGUACUAGACUGUUCCAGCCAACACUAGCUGAAUUUGAGAAGAUACGCACAGUUGGAAAGGGAGCGUAUGGAGCAGCAGUUCUGUACAGAAAGAAGGAUGAUGACUCUCUCGUCAUCCUCAAGGAAAUCAACAUGCAUGACCUGAGCUACACUGAGCGACAACUAGCGCUAAACGAGGUAAAAGUGUUGGGAAUGCUCCAUCACCCCAACAUAAUAGCUUACUAUGAUAGUUUUGAGGAGGAUGGACUUCUCAUGAUCGAGAUGGAGUACGCCGAUGGAGGGACCCUAGCCCAGUAUCUAGCCACCCAGGAGGACGAUAUUCCCGAAGACCACAUACUGACCAUGUUUAGACAGAUGUUAGAGGCGUGUAAACAUCUGCACGAUCACAAUAUCCUGCACAGGGAUUUAAAGGCAGCCAACAUAUUCCUCACUAAAAACGGGAUGAUAAAGCUAGGAGACUUUGGAAUAUCCAAGAUACUGGAAACAAAAGGAGCCUCGACAGUCCUGGGUACACCCUACUACAUCUCCCCGGAGAUGUGCGAAGGUAAGCAGUACGGUCCUAAGAGUGAUGUCUGGGCUCUGGGUUGCAUUCUUUACGAGAUGGCAAACAGAGAGAAAGCUUUUGAAGGUUCUAACUUACCAGCUCUUGUAAAUAAAAUCAUCAAGGGUCACUACAAGCCAGUUAACAGUACUUACAGCUCUCACUUACGGGAAAUAGUGGACGUGUUACUGACGACUGACCCAGACAAGAGACCUGGAGUUGAUAUAGUCCUUAACCAGGUAUUAGGACUGGUGCAGUUCUACCAGCACCGAGAAAGAGCAGCAGAGAACAGACAGCAAGUGGUGAGGAGUAUGAUCUACUUCCUGGACACUUCACUGCUCACCCUCUGUCCUAUUGACCUCCCUCUCACCUGUAUCAUCAGAACAGUGAGCGUUGGUAAGAGUCACAUAGUAGCAACUACAGAGCUUCACUCUACAUACAGCUGGGGAGAAGGAGGGUCUGGACAGCUUGGUCAUGAUAACACUUUAUCUACUCAUACCCCCACAUGCAUAGACGCGUUACAAGGAAAGUUCGUCACAUCCGUAGCAUGCGGAGACAACUUCACCCUCUUCGUAACAGACAACGGUCUCCUCAUGUCCUGCGGAUCCGCGGCUUCUAAGUGUCUCGGCCAGACAGAUCAAACGGAGGACGUGCUGAAGCCCAAGUUAUGUGAAACACUGUUAUCUACUGACGUGGUGGCGGUGGCUUGUGGGCCUGAACACGCUGCUCUCACCACUAAGAGUGGGGCUGCGUUUACCUGGGGAUGUGGGACAAGUGGGAGACUUGGCCAUGGGACUAACAUUGACAGGGAGCUGCCUACACCAGUACAGUUUAACGAGGAAUCAGUCUCGGUACAGAGAGUACGAUGUGGUUCUGACGGUACCAUGUUCCUUACUGAGGACGGUACAUUGUACGCUUGUGGCAGUAACCGAUACAACAAGUUGGGACUGAACAAAAGAAAAGGAUUCCUUCUCACCAUGAAAGCUAUCUUUUACAACAACAGCGAAGAGACUGAAGUAAGCAGUGUUGCAGUACCCACAGCAGUGAAACUGAUUGGUAACAAGCGGUGUGUAGAAGUAUCACUAGGACCAAACCACUCAGCAGUUGUGGUAGAUACCGGCCAGAUAUACACAUUCGGCCAGAACAAGGACGGACAGUUGGGAGUUAGCACCAGACACAACACUGAUGCGCUGGUUCUGGUCAACAGCAUGGUCCAUCACAGAGCUAAGUUUGUUGCAUGUUGUGCAGGGUACACAGUAGCGGUGACUGAUACGGACUCUAUAUUCCUGUGGGGUACGCCCCCUCCCACCAACCUCAAUGAGUUGUCGUUAAGGGGCGUGGCUGUUACUGACUCCGAGGAAUCUGAUUUCGAAAUGCAAACUCCAGCAUUAGCCAGCGGCAAAUCAAAGAAGAAAGCCCAAUCAGCACUUAUCCCAGCACACUCCGCCCACAAAGCGGCACUCCCCAAAUCCAUGUCAGAUCCCGACAUACACGCCUCCUUCACCCCAAAAAGUGGUAAAAACAGCAGAUUAAGAAAGACAGCAUCAGAUAGGAACGCAACACUGGAAACUAAUGAUAUGAGGAUUAAUCCUCUGGAGAUAUCUCUGACAGACGCAGCACGGCGGGCCAGUGCCAGCGGGAAUCCUGGACUCAACCGCAUCAAACGGUUGAUCAGCUGCAACCACUCGUUAAUGAUACAAGUCAGUACUAAUGCACCUCAAAAGAAGAAACGAAAGCACACCGGAAGACAUGUGGCCUCUUCAGAAGACAACAUGGCCAGCUCAGAAAGGUCUGAAUCAGCAAACCACGAGAGAAGUUCAAUCCUGUCUCCAGAAACCAGAUCAUGUGUUGCCUCAGCCACCAAGUUAGAAGACACCCAAGAGGACGAGGAACUGAGAACGUGGCUCCGACUCGAACUUGAGGAUGGUGUAUUAGUGACACCGACUCAAAAAUUACCCCAGGAGAAAGUUGAGGGGAGGCAAAGUGAUUUGGAGACAAGUGGGGGGAUUCCUUCAUCUAAUGUUGACAGUGCUAAAAGUGGUAGUAAAGACAGUGGGUUUGAGACAACACAGCGACCCAAACAGAGCACAUCCACUGAACCAAGGAAAAGAGAACUUACUGACUCAGACUUCCCAACGGCAGCUCCAAUACAAAGCAAGUUAACCUCGGCAGAAAAGGAACGCACCACCAAACGGCGACUACGUAAGAAGAUAAACGCAGCAGUAACCGAGAUAGAGACUACAGAUAGUGAAGACGAACUGCAACUCUCAGCUUCCCGCCCCUCCCGGUACCGGUUAACUUCACAGGCAAGGAGAGGUGAACCUUACAAAGACAAGUUUUCUCUCAACUGGAAAGAUGUGAGACCGAAUAAAGCGUCGGAGUUGAGGGCGACCAAGAACCCUUCAAACAUUGCUAACUUCAAGAUGCGCUCUCCCUACAGGGGUCCGAGUACUAUGACGUCAUUUUCUCGAGAGUUAGAGUGCGUCCAGGAGAAGGCAGAGUUGCUGCAGGAGAAACUAGCUAAGUUGGAGGAGAGACACGCCAAACAGACGGACGAACUUGAGAACUUUAAGGGGAGUAAAACCCACCUGGAGGAUAUGUUUGUGACAAGAUGGCAGUCUUUGGAGAAGGAGAAACAACAGACGGAUUCCGAGCUGGAGAAAUACCGGAAACUUCUAGAAGAAGAACGGAACAGCGCCACCCGUGUACAAGGCCAGCUGGAGAGCGAGGUAAAGAUCCUGCAACACCAGCUAGAGAACCAAAAACAACAGAUCUCCAACCAGAACAGUGUUAUGUUCGAGUUGCAGCACGUUAUAUCCAGUAUACAACAGAGACAAGAUCAGGAGUUUAACAAGAAGAGCAAAGUUUGCAGCAUUCAGUGAGGAAAAUGUUUCCUUGUGUUCACUUUCUCAACGAGGAAGGCGUUUUUUUGUGAUCAAAGUUUUUUAAAUGAGCCGGAUUCUUUAAUGGACUCAGCUGCGUUCCCUGCUGAGCGGGCUGGACGUCGAUGAAAUUAUAUUGUAAUGGUUUCGAGAUUGGUAACUGUGUAACCUUGGUUACUGUGAGAUCCUUGGUAACUGUGUAACCUUGGUAACUGUGAAAUCCUACAUAAAUUCAGCAAUCCUAUUAUGAUGCUGUUCAGCUACAAUCUACAAUACCACUUUCAUGUCAAUGAAAGUGAAGGUAAAUAAAAUUGUAUGUGACCCUAUUAAUUAUUGUUGUAAAUUUAAGAGGUUUUGACCUUAUCAUAAUGACCUAAUUACUUGUGAUGUAUUUAUGAUUAUAAAGCACUGAUAUGUUGCAUGAUCUGCUUCAGUAUAAUUGCACUGUGUUUUGGUCACGUACAAAGCUGCUUCAAUAAAACUUAACCAACGUUUGAAUUUGGAUGAAAUAUUAAAAGUAACGUUAAGAGUUACAAGAUAGGAUGUUCUGAUAGAAUUGUAUAAUAUAUCAAACAUUUAUAUUAUUUAUGGUACUUUUCUAGCAAUGAUGCAUCGAAGAUUAAUUGGUUUUACAUAUUAUGUGCUAAGAUUUAUUCUCUUUCUAACAAACGUCUGAAAUGCACAAACAUGUCAUAAGUCAUUUAUACGGCAGUGAUUUCUAAAGUUAUAAAUACUUGUACUAUAUAUUGUUGAAACUUUAAUAAAUGUGGUUAAAGUCUCUAGAUGCUUUAUGUUAAAAGAUUUACUAAUAACAAACAUGAAACGUGAAAUUCGUGCAGAAUGUCACAGGAGUUUUUAAAAGUUUUAGGUUCUUGUAGUUGUGAGUUGGUUAAAUAUGUUUAAAUAUGUUAAAUAUGUUUAUUAACUGUUAACAAUUCUAUAUAAAGAAAGUUUUUCAUGAUUUGUAAUGUUAUAUAUUAUCUGAACACCUUUGCAAGUUUGAUAUCAUAUUCAAAACAUUUUCAUUUAAUCUACAAAGCUGUCAGUGGUAAAGAAAUAAUCUGCUUACUAUACAGAAGAGCUCAUAAGAUAAAAUCAGAAAUAUAUACGCUUGUAAAUUUGUAGAUUUUGUUUUUAAGAAACGAAAAUUUUUUAUUUCAUUGA
Molecule: messenger RNA, 5182 nt
Organism: Bolinopsis microptera
Lineage: Eukaryota; Metazoa; Ctenophora; Tentaculata; Lobata; Bolinopsidae
Exons: 27
Coding region: 80-4018 (1312 amino acids)
Biological process (GO): protein phosphorylation
Molecular function (GO): protein kinase activity; ATP binding
Source: RefSeq, a predicted model, not a curated record